AUGUAUGCAGUUCACAAUCAAAAGGAAUAUAAUGAUUUUCGAAAUCGCAUAAUUCACAAUAAUAUUGACCAGCCUCCUUAUAAUAAUAAUGCACAAGUACUUGCGGCUCUUGCAAGAAAUGGUAGAAGAUUUCAAAGAUUAACAGGAAAAGGUUUAAUGAAACGAAAUAUUAUUCGUGAAGCCUACCGAUUACGUAUACGAAGACAACAUAUAAUUAAUUUAGCGACAAAUAAAAUUUGGAAUAUGGUCUUAACAACUUCUCAACGAAAUCGUUUUAAUUCUUUAGCUGAGAAUGCUAAUCAUAUAAAUCGAACGAUGAAUGACGCGAAUAAUAAUACUCUUGACAGAAUCACACAAAUAACGAUGCCACAAGAAACUAAUAAUCUCUUUGAAGAUAAUUUUUUUAACGGGACAAGUUUUACCGAUAACAAAGAUUUGAAUUUACCAGCGGGAUUUGCAUCAUGUUUAUUUGAGUAA
This is a messenger RNA of Funneliformis geosporum, 477 nucleotides long. The record is from the annotation of a GenBank genome assembly. Lineage: Eukaryota; Fungi; Glomeromycota; Glomeromycetes; Glomerales; Glomeraceae.